CUCUAGCAUAGAAACAAGAGAAGGAAAAGAAAACCAAGAUCAGGACUAGUACUCUUGCUAAUAAGAAACAAACAUGGGAAGUGAGCUCAAAUAUUUCGCCGUUCUAGCCAUAACAGUGGCUGCCCUCCUUCAAUCCACAGCAGCAGUAGAAAAACACGUCGUCGGAGAUAAAUUCGGAUGGAUUGUUCCUCCUGGAGGUCAUUACGCUUAUGAAGUCUGGGCUUCCGGCCAUAAGUUCUCCGUUGGCGACAUUCUUGAGUUCAACUUCACAACUGGUGAGCAAGACGUAGCCAAGGUUACAAAGGAAGCUUUCGACAGCUGCAAUUCAACAAACCCCAUCGAGCUUAAGACAACUGGUCCGGCCAAUUUCACGUUGGAUACGAUUGGGGAAUACUACUUCAUUGGAACCAUGGACAAGCACUGCGAGUUGGGACAAAAGCUAGCCAUCAACGUGACUUCAACCACCUCUGCUCCGGCUCCUGCUCCUGGUCCAGCUACUCCUAGAGGUCCGGUGACUUACAUCGUUGGUGAACAGUUGGGUUGGUUUGUGCCUGGUGAAUUUUCUUAUUCUGCUUGGGCUUAUGGCAAAACCUUCAUGGUUGGAGACACAUUAGUUUUCAACUUCCUCAAUGAGACACAAGAUGUAGCUAUUGUGACCAAGGCUGUUUUUGACAACUGCACCACCAAUAGCACCCUUGCCGUUUAUAAAUACAGUCCGGUGCACAUCAUCCUCAACACCACUGGUGAACACUACUUCACAUCCACCUACGAUAGCCACUGCGAAUACGGACAGAAGCUAGCGAUUAACGUGACCGGCAAGAGCGCAGGAACGCCGUCCCCGUGUCCGUCUCCAUCGAGCUCCACAACGCCUGCUCCUUCAAAGGCUCCGUCAGCUCAUUCACCGGUCGCUUCUGGCCCAUACACCUCCGCCGCCUCUUCCACCAUCACUGGCAGUGGCUACUACCUUACCAUCUUGCUCGUUGGACUGGCUUUCUUCCAUUGAUUAAAUCCAUGUCUUGAUAUUGUUUAUUUGUAAUCGAUCAGUUCAUUACGUACGUACGUACAGUACAUAUAUACCUUGUAUAUGAAAGGCUAUAUUGAGCUUAUUUGAAUUAAAUAUUCCUUUUUUUUCAUGUAUAUAUAUGGAUUUGGGACAAAUUAAUUAAGUUAUUUGAUUCAUAGCUUGUUGUCCAUUUGUUCGUCCUUGUAAUAUUUUCCUUUACUCAAUAUAAAUAAGAGUGCGGCUAUUGUCACUCCACCG
Molecule: messenger RNA, 1261 nt
Organism: Fragaria vesca subsp. vesca
Lineage: Eukaryota; Viridiplantae; Streptophyta; Magnoliopsida; Rosales; Rosaceae
Exons: 3
Coding region: 74-1003 (309 amino acids)
Cellular component (GO): plasma membrane
Molecular function (GO): electron transfer activity
Source: RefSeq, a predicted model, not a curated record